Molecule: messenger RNA, 1160 nt
Organism: Pelodiscus sinensis (Chinese soft-shelled turtle)
Lineage: Eukaryota; Metazoa; Chordata; Testudines; Trionychidae
Product: olfactory receptor 52E4-like
Biological process (GO): G protein-coupled receptor signaling pathway
Cellular component (GO): plasma membrane
Molecular function (GO): olfactory receptor activity; G protein-coupled receptor activity
Source: RefSeq, a predicted model, not a curated record
GUCUAAACUGCUCCCUGCAGAUCCUACUACGAACAGCCCUGGUCACUCUCCGUGGUGCAUUGAGAAUGGCUUUCUGAGACAGGCAUUUGAAAUGCUUCAAUCACUCUAAAUCCUGGGCUCAUCCAUAAAAUCAGUGAAACAUACAGCGCAUGCAGGAGAGACUGUUCUGCAUCAGAGUUGGACACCUUCUCCCCUUCUCCAUGCCAGAUUCCAACACAACCCACUUCACCAACCCCUCCACCUUCAUCCUGCAGGGCAUCCCUGGAUUGGAGGCAGCCCAUGUCUGGAUCUCCAUCCCCUUCUGUGCCAUGUACAUCUUAUCCAUCUUGGGGAACGUCACCACCCUGUUCAUAGUGAAGAGGGAGCCGAGCCUCCAUGAGCCCAUGUACUAUUUCCUCUGCAUGCUGGCCAUCACCGACCUAGUCCUGUGUACAUCCACCAUUCCCAAAUUGCUCAGCAUCUUCUGGUUCAACUCUAGGGAGAUCGGUUUCAGUGCCUGCCUCACCCAGCUGUACUUUGUUCAUACUUUCUCAGUGAUUGAGUCUGGGAUCUAUGUGGCCAUGGCGUUUGAUCGCUACGUGGCCAUUUGUGAUCCCCUGCGACAUUCCACCAUCCUGACAAACAAUGUUGUGGCCAAGAUCGGCCUGGCCGUGGUGCUGCGAGGUGCCGUACUUGCACUGCCCUAUCCCUUCCUGGUCAGGCAGUGGCCGUAUUGCAGAACCAACAUCAUCCCCCACACACACUGUGAGCACAUGGCCGUGGUGAAACUGGCCUGUGCUGACAUCCGUGUCAGUACUUACUACGGCCUCUUUGCACUAAUCUCUAGGAUCACUUUUGAUGUGCUUUUUAUUGCCCUGUCCUACACCCAGAUCCUCAGGGCCAUCUUCCACCUCCCCACGAAGGAUGCCCGGCUCAAGACUUUUGGGACUUGCAGCUCCCACCUCUGUGUCAUCUUGACCUUUUACAUCCCAACUCUCUUCUAUUCCUUCACAUCCCGGUUUGGGCACAAUUUGCCCCUUCAUUUCCAUGUUCUCAUUGCCAAUGUUUACCUUCUGGUGCCCCCCAUGGUAAACCCCAUCAUUUAUGGGGUGAGGACCAAACAGAUCCGGGAAAGUCUGAUCCGGCUGUUUCCACAUAAAGGGACUAAAGUUCUUUCCUAG